Messenger RNA from Pantherophis guttatus, 1544 nucleotides. NCBI's taxonomy places the organism in Eukaryota, Metazoa, Chordata, Lepidosauria, Squamata, Colubridae. The record is from RefSeq and is a predicted model, not a curated record.
UCAUUGAAAAGUUUGAUGCCUCUUUUUCUUUUCUUCGUUGAUCAGAGUGCCAUGAUGCCGGCUCAGCUGUUCUUCAAGACCGAAGAUGGGGAUAGCUACCCUGUCAUCUUCAAACACGGGGAUGACUUACGUCAAGAUCAGCUCAUUCUCCAGAUCAUUUCGCUGAUGGACAAGCUCUUACGCAAGGAGAACCUGGAUUUGAAGUUGACACCCUACAAAGUGUUGGCUACAAGUACAAAACAUGGUUUCAUGCAGUUCAUCCAGUCGGUACCGGUGGCGGAAGUCCUCGCUACUGAAGAAAGCAUCCAGAACUUCUUCCGGAAAUAUGCUCCGAGUGAAAAUGGGCCCCAUGGCAUCAGUGCGGAAGUUAUGGACACCUACGUGAAAAGCUGCGCUGGGUAUUGUGUGAUCACAUAUAUACUUGGAGUUGGGGACAGGCAUCUGGAUAACCUUUUGCUCACCAAGACAGGCAAACUUUUCCACAUUGAUUUUGGCUAUAUUCUGGGACGUGACCCGAAGCCUCUUCCUCCACCCAUGAAGCUGAAUAAGGAAAUGGUGGAAGGAAUGGGAGGGACGCAGAGUGAACAGUACCAGGAGUUUCGCAAGCAAUGCUACACAGCGUUCCUUCAUCUGCGCAGAUAUUCCAACUUGAUUUUGAACUUGUUCUCUCUGAUGGUGGAUGCCAACAUUCCAGACAUCGCCCUUGAACCGGACAAGACCGUCAAAAAAGUUCAGGACAAGUUCCGUCUGGAUCUGUCUGACGAGGAAGCUGUCCACUACAUGCAGAGCUUGAUCGACGAAAGCGUCCAUGCUCUCUUUGCGGCGAUGGUGGAACAGAUCCACAAGUUUGCUCAGUACUGGAGAAAAUGAGACCUCAUCACUUCCGAAGGCAAAAAAUUCUCCUCCAGCUGCUUCCUGAAACUCCUGAAGAUAACGUCAACCAAGGAUGUAACUUUUCUAGCUUGGAUAAUGAAUUUAUCCAGAAUUGCCAUUCCAAACUGGGACAGGGGUAUAUGUUCCUCACUCUCAGUUAUCAGACACAGUUUGGAAAACAGGGCAGUGCUGUCCAGAACCCCAAUGACAAGAAGAAAAUAAAUGUCUAAUGGUUUUUGAAGGACAUCUGUGCACUUAUUACUGUGGUCCCUCUACAAGAAUGCAACUAUGGAGAGACACGUACGGCCAAAGCUUAUGAACUUGGAACGGAAGUUUGGAGUCAUUUCUAAAACUUGUCCAAACUUCAGUUGGACCUCCCUUUUAGAGUAGAUUAGUUCCUACGGAUUCCUUUUUUAGAAACAAGCUCUCAUCAGAUCUGGACCUUUAGAACAAAGCAAAGUCCUCAAAAGAUAUCAGCGACGGACUUCAAAUUUUUUAGAAACAAGCUCUCAUCAGAUCUGGACCUUUAGAACAAAGCAAAGUCCUCAAAAGAUAUCAGCGACGGACUUCAAAUUCCUGACGGGAAGAGAGCGAAAGUUUUCACUUUGCGUACAACAACAUAAUGUAUGUUGACUGUAUAUGCCAAAUCUAAUAAAAUGGCUUUGGUGCAA